Emiliania huxleyi CCMP1516 is the source of this 1467-nucleotide messenger RNA. RefSeq lists its product as hypothetical. NCBI's taxonomy places the organism in Eukaryota, Haptophyta, Isochrysidales, Noelaerhabdaceae. The transcript has 6 exons. The coding region runs from base 1 to 1467 and encodes 488 amino acids. The record is from RefSeq and is a predicted model, not a curated record.
AUGGACGAGUUCGACGCGCUCGUUGCCGAUGCGGAGGAGCACGAGGGCGCCGGAGCGGCCCAGCGUUCACCCAAGCGUCUCCGCUCCACCUCGCCCAGUCCCUCUCCGUCUGCGGCGGCAACCCUCGAGCAGCCGUACGUGGAGCCCGCGGCGGCGCAGGCAAACCUCGAGGUGAAGCAGGAGCAGGCAGAGCCGGAGCCAGCGCCGCCGGAGGCUGCACCGCUCGACGAGGGCGACGAGGUGGUGGUGAUUUACUCCAUGAGCCGGGAGGAGCGCGAGCGUGAGGCGCGUGCCAACGCUGUUGACCUGGACGCGGCGUCGCAAGAGGAGCCGUUCCUCUGCGGCUGCGUCGCAGCCGCGCGGCGCAAGGACAACGUCGGCGAGUCGCGCGUCGCCGCGGGCAAGGCGGACCCGGCGGUGGACGACCCACACCUGGUGCAUGGUGGCUGGCUGGACAUGUCCAAGAACACGCCCUUCGGCCUGAGAGAGACGACGGGCAAGUUCGCCUUCCAGAGCGCCGCGUGGCGCGCCGCGCGCUUCCGCGUGCACCACCUCCUCACCGUCCACCGCACGAGAGAGCCGCUGCUGCUCAGCGCGCUCACCGACCUGCGCGCCGGCGCGUCCGGGGGCCGCACGCCCGACACGGAGGCCGUCGGCAGGCUCCUCGACGCGACACGCCGGCCGCUGCAGCCGCGGGGCGGUGUCGUGGCGACGCGGCUCUUCCCAAAGCGCAUGAAUGUGCACCAGCAGAACGCGGCGAAGCUCGCCGAGCUGGACGUGCGUACGCGGCAGGUCUACCAGGCAAGCGACACCGUUGAGCUCUGCAAGGAUGCACCGCCGUGGGCGGACGAGCUGCUCGGCGACAAGUUCUUCUCGGAUGACUGCCAGGCGAGGCUUCCUCUCGCUGCGGGCAAGCACCUCGAGCUGCGGCUCAACGCGCAGGUGAUGCUGCUGCGCAACGAGACCGCCUCCGCAGACGAGGCGGAGCGGCGGCAGCCGGGCGCGCGCCGGCUCGUCAACGGGAGCCGCGGCGUCGUGAUCGCUUUCGACUACUCGUGCCCGCUCCGCUCCGACGACCGCACCACAUUCCGUCCAGGACGCGUCCAUGACUCAUGUUCGACGACCCUGCGGGCUCGGCCGGCCGGUGGUGUCGACUCGGACCCGCGGUGCGGCGACGACUACCGCUCGCCGCCGCCUCCGCUGCCAACCGAGCCGCCGCCCGAGAACGCGCUCAUAUCGCCGCUGUGGGAGGCGCGGCGCAAGCCGGGCGGGGGCGUGUUCUGGCGGCACCGGCUGACGAUGGAGGAGAGCGAGAAGCCACCGGCGAUGCUGUACCCGGUGGUCCGCUUCGUCGGCAAGAACGGGCAGCCGGGCCGCAUCAAGCUCAUCCGCCCCGAGCUCUUCGUGCGGACCAUCUACCUCAAGGCGUCGCUCGAGCGGACGCAGGCCGCCCCCCCCCUCGAGUAG